AGGAGAAUAAUAAUAAUUGAGUGCAUAUAGCGGUAAUUAUUGUACGUUGAACGACCUUCACGAAUUCAUGGUGCAACAUCUCUACAUGAAAAUCGUUGAAGUUGAAACCAAAGACUAAAGAGCGAACGUGGGAACGUGUACACGUGCACAUAUUAUCAUUAUGUUUCUGACUGGAGACUUGGAGACUGGGACUGUUAGUCCUAGCCUAGUCCUAUUCAAUUCAACCGUGAAUUCAACAUUCAACGUUGAUUGUUGAAGUUGAUUAAACUCAACUCAAGAAUUCGCUUCAGUUGUUCACCUAUCACUCGUGGAGCGUGAGAAUUAGGUGUUAUAGUUAUUUGAAGGAAAAUAAUAAAGCUGUAUCAAAAUUUCUUAGCUAUAAAUAUAUAAAAUGGAUACACGCAGAUCUGCAGACAAACCUGUAAAGGAAUUUAAUAUCUCAGUUCCUUGGGGACAUAUUACAGUGAAAGCUUGGGGAUCAGCAGAUAACCCACACGUCUUGGUAUUCCAUGGUCUGGCAGACAACGCAGGUAGCUUUGACAAUCUUAUGCCCUAUUUGUCAAAUAGUUUUUAUUACCUUUGCAUAGAACUUCCAGGACACGGCAAAUCUUCUCAUUUCCCAGCUAACCUACCAAUACACACGACAGACUAUAUAAUCGUUUUUAGAUUAGUAGCAGAACAAUUUAAACAGAAGAAAUACAUUAUAUUAUCUCACAGUCUAGGCGCGCAGAUUGCAAUGAUGUUUGCCAGAGUAUAUCCUGACUAUGUAGAAAAAUUUAUUGGAUUGGAACUCAUACCACCGGUGCUUCCAGAUGCUCAACGAUCUGUCAAGUAUGUGAAGUCUAGACUGGAAUUAUUUGAAAAUAUCGCAUCCAGGGGACCUGCUAGCUACAGUUAUGAAGAAGCUUUGGAAUCAUUUUCUACAAACAGGUAUGCUGAUGAGGUUUUAACCAAAGAAGCUGCAGAGCCGAUCCUAAAGAGGUGUUUGCAACAACAAGAUAAUGGCAGAUACAUCUUUACUACAGACGAGCGUAUAAAAGCCUAUAUCAACCCUCUUCACGAUAUGAGAUACGAGAUAGAAUCCUUCAAAACAGAUCCGUUGAAAUGUCCGACUUUAAUAAUAUUAUCCAAAUUGAACGAUCGUCCACGAAAGAAAUACAGAGAUCUUAUUAGUAAAUGGCAGGCAUGCAAUAGUAUUACAAUCACUUAUGUAGACGGGCACCACGAUAUUCAUAAUAAUAAUCCAAGGAGAGUGGCACCUUAUAUUAAUAAAUUUUUAUUGGCACACAAAUCUAAGUUAUAAACUUAAAGGUGUCUAUAAUAUGAAACUUAAAGCUAAAAUCAAUAAAUAUUAUUCUUAUUUAAGUGCCAUCUCUGUGACGAUGGUUGGCGAUCAUCAUGGCUAUUCUGACUUUCGAGUCAGCUGCUCUGAGCAGUUGCCUCGAGCUGCAACCAAAAAAUUCUCUCAGGUUCUUCAACCAGGAAACGCUUCUCCUACCCUAUAUUUUUCCUUGAAAUUAUGAGUCUCAAGGUGUUCUUUCGCCUCUCAUUACAUGUUCGAGAUAUUGCAAUUUCCUUUCUUUUAUUGUGUUUUCCAUUUCCCUCUCUCUGCCUAUUCUCCUUAACACUUAUAUAUUCGUGACUAUCUACCCAUGAAGUCGAUUUAUUGCAUUUCGGUUUAAUGACCAUGACUCAGCUUCAUAGAAAAACACACUGUGUACAUAACAUUUAAUUAGUCUCAUUCUGAGUGCCAGAGUCAAAUCUUUGCUGCAUAAAAUCUUUUUUAUUUUCACGAAGUUGGCACGUGCUUUUUCAAUUCUCACUUAUUUCUGCAGUAUAAUCGUUAUUUUCUGAGAUUAUCGUUCCUAAGUAAGUAUAUUUUUUUACUCUCUCAAUCUGCUAGCCAGCAGCCGUUAUUAUUUCGUUUGUAUGGUGGUUCUUGCUAAUUUUCAUAAAGUACCCCGCACAAACCUUAUGGAAAUUAGGUCCCAGUGGAUUUAGUUCAUACUUUGGGAAAAUACUCUUUGAAUAAGCAUCCUGAUAAAAAGUUCUCAUGGACACAUCUCGAUCGUAUGGAGGAUUUUCAAGAUAUAGAGGCACCGACUAGGAAAAUUAUAAGAUUUACCGGGUAUUCCAAUUCCCUGAGUUACUGGUUAUCUGGCAACAUGGAGAAGUUUGGAUUAAAUAGAAGUACUAGUAGUCUAGGAUUUUUUCCUGGCUAUCCAAUGACGACCUUUACUUUGACCUUGACCUUCAACGGACGUCAUCUUCUAGAGUUUCGAUGGUUUUCAGCAUUAAAUUGAUAUACACAGAUUACUCAUGGGUUUUUUGGAUCGCUAAACACGAAUAUACCAUCAGAAUUCACCUCCGGAGGACGUGGUGGCCAGGGCCACUUCAAGGGACGUCAUCUUCUAUACAGUUUCGAUAGUUUUCGGCAUUUAGUUGAUGCAAAUGAAUUACUGGAGGCUUUUUUGAGGUCGCAAAACACGAAUAUGCCACCAGAACCGACUCCUGGAGUACCUGGUUUGCAAGGUCAAUGAAAGGGGCUCCUCGAGUUUCGAGGGUCUUCGGUACUACAUUGAUGCAAACGGAUUAUUCAUAGGUUUUUGGAGUUGCUGAACACGAAUACCCCACAGACAUCGGAGUAGCUGGUGCCUAAGGCACGUCAUGCUUUGGAGAUUCGAGAGCUUUCGGUACUAAAUUAAUGUAAACUGACUACUCACAGGUUUUUAGGGCUGCUGAACACAAAUACGCCAUCAGAAUAGACACCUGGGUUCCUGGUGCCUAAUGGACGUUAUCUUCUGGGGUUUCGAGAGUUUUCGGUACUAAAUUUAUGCAAGCGGAUUACUCUUGCGUUUUUGGGGUUGCUGAACACGAAUAUGACUUAGAUAAAAGACUCUGGAGUAUCUGGUGACCACGAUGAAUAUUCUUCUUCAGGUGCCGUCCUCGUUCCGAAGUUUGGCUAUCAUCAAGGCUAUGCGUAUUUUUGAUACCGUAGAUCUAAAUAAUUGGCAGCUGCUGCACUUGUACCAAUCUCUUAAAUUCUUCAACCAUGAAUGUUUUCUUCUGCCAAUGGAUCUUUUACCUAUUAUUUUUCCCUGAAUAAUUAAUUGUAGUAGCUGGUACUUUUGUCCCCUCAUUAUAUGUCCCAAGUAUUGCAGUUUGCGCUUUUUAAUAGUAAGCGCAAGUUCUUUUUCUUUCUGCAUCCUUCGCAACACUUCCAUGUUUGUCACUCUCUCUGUCCACGAUAUUCUCAGUAUCCUGCGGUACAUCCACAUCUCGAAUGCUUCUAUUUUCCUUGUAUCGAUCUUUUUCAGUGUCCAAGCUUCCAUUCCAUAGAAAAGAACUGACAGCACGUAACAUCUCAUCAGGCGAAUUUUAAGAUUUAAACUUAGCUCUCUUCCGCAUAAAACUGUUUUCAUUUUGGUAAAAGUAGCUCUAGCUUUUUCAAAAUAUAGAUAUAUUUCAAAUGAAUAACACUAUCAAAAUAGAAUAGAAUAAAUCGAUCUUAAAAUAAAUGGAGGAAAAACAUUGUCAGAUAUAAAUUGAGUUUAUAUUUAUAAAUAAUUAAAACAAUUGAAUAGCACAACAUAGUUAUUUUAAUAAAAAUCUACAAAUAGAAAAAAGAACUUUUCACCAAUUUGUACGCUUUUUUUGAACAGCAACUCAGAAAACCUCCGAGUACUCGGUGUGUACCAAUCCGUUUGCAUCAAUUUAAUACCGAAAGCUCUCGAAACUCCAGAAGAUGACGUGCCUUAGGCGAUAGGUGCUCCGGUGUCUGUUCUGAUGGCGUAUUCGUGUUCAGCAACUCCAAAAAGCCAUGAGUAAUACAUUCGUAUUAAUUUAAUGCCGAAAACUCUCGAAACUCGAGAAGAUGAAUAACCUUAGGCACCAGGUGCUCCGUGGGUCGGAUCUGAUGGCGUAUUAGCGUUCAGCGCUCCCAAAAAGCCAUGAGUAAUCCGUUUUUAUCAAUUUAAUGACGAAAACCCUCGAAACUCCAGAAGAUGACGUGCCGUAGGCACAAUGUGAUUCGUGGGUCCGAUGUAAUAGAGUAUGCAUGUUCAGCAACCCCAAAAACCUAAGAGUAAUCCAUUUGAUUCCUCCGAAACUCCAGAAGGUAACCUGUCUUAGGCACCAGGUGCUCCUGUGUCUGUGCUGAACACGUAUUCGUGUUUUUUGUUACCCAAAAAACCUAUAACUAAUCCGUUUGCAUUAAUGUAGUACCGAAGACCCUCGAAACUUUAGGAGCUCCUUUCAUUGACCUUGAAAACCAGGUGCUCCGGGAGUCACUUCUGGUGGCAUAUUCGUGUUUAGCGACCUCAAAAAACCCUCCAGUUUCAAUUCAUUUGCAUCAAUUAAAUGCCGAAAACCAUCGAAACUCUAGAAGUUGACGUCCCUUGCAGUGACCCUGGCCACCACGUGCUCCGAGGGUCAAUUCUGAUGGCAUAUUCGUGUUUAGCGAUCCCAAAAGCCCAUGAGUAAUCUGUUUAUAUCAAUUUAAUGCCGAAAACCCUCGAAACUCUAGAAGAUGACGUCCGUUGAAGGUCAAGAUCAAAGUAAAGGUCGCCAUUGGAUAGCCAGGAAAAAAUUCUAGACUGCUAGUACUUUUCUUUGGUCCAAACUUCUACAUGUUGCCAGAUAACCAGCAACUCAGGGAAUUGGAAUACCCAGUAAAUCUUAUAAUUUUCCGAGUUUGUGCCUCUAAAUCUUGAAAAUCCUCCAUACGAUCAUCGAGUUGUGCCCAUGAGAACUUUUCAUCACAAUGAUUCAAAGAGUAUUUUCCCAAAGUAUGAAUUAAAUUCACUGGGACCUAAUUUCCAUAAGGUUUGUGCGGGUUACUUUGGUUUUUUUAUGUAUUUUUUGUUUUGUAUGUAUAUUUAACGAGAGAGUCCGUAUACUCGACUAUAUCUUAAUAUUUUGUUCAUUAUUCUUUCCAAGUCUUUCAAAUUGUCGGCUAUGAUGGCUGUAUCGUCGGCACACCUAAUGUUAUUAAUUAAACUUCCAUUCACUUUUAUGCCGACUGUCUCGUUUAUUACAAGAAUUAAUAUUAAAGUUAACCUUACCAGGCUUCCGGGUUGAACCACGUCGAUAUUCUCUUGGUCGAGCUUUCGACGCCAUCUUCAGGGCUUCCGGGGUCUUAGUUUGUCAAAGAGGACGUCGAAAGCUCAACCAAGAAAAUAUCCACGCGGUUAAACCUGGAAGCCCGGUGAGUUUAACUUUAAUAUUAAUUCUUGUAGGUAAUAAUAUUGAUUCUAGCUGUAAGUUUCAUUGUAUUAACCGUGGAUAUAGUUUUAAAAAGAAGAAAACCCGUUAGCGGUAAUAAAAUGUUUUAUUAAAAAAUACAAAUAUAAAAGAAACAUAACAAAAUGUACAAAUAAUUUUAUUAUUAUUUUAUGUGGAUGGAUAAAAUUUUGUAUUACAGAUAUUUAUAUGAACAAUAAACAAAUUUAAAUUCUAA
Diabrotica virgifera virgifera (western corn rootworm) is the source of this 5458-nucleotide messenger RNA. RefSeq names its product serine hydrolase-like protein. The coding region runs from base 392 to 1303 and encodes 303 amino acids. The record is from RefSeq and is a predicted model, not a curated record. The transcript has 4 exons. NCBI's taxonomy places the organism in Eukaryota, Metazoa, Arthropoda, Insecta, Coleoptera, Chrysomelidae.